Umbelopsis ramanniana AG is the source of this 717-nucleotide messenger RNA. RefSeq lists its product as uncharacterized. Bases 211 to 450 code for a protein of 79 amino acids. The record is from RefSeq and is a predicted model, not a curated record. Lineage: Eukaryota; Fungi; Mucoromycota; Umbelopsidomycetes; Umbelopsidales; Umbelopsidaceae. The transcript has a single exon.
ACUGUAUGCGACAUCUUACGAUCAGGACAUCACCUAUGGCUAGCUCGGUGCAACCACGGACGAUCUUAACGCCCAAUGCCGAAAAUCUUUUGUGUUCACUUCUGACAUCUGCUUUACUUUCAAGAGAUCCCAAUUUAUUUCAUUUCCUUUUAUGUACUUUUCUUUGUUUGAACUCACGGCCGAACUGAACGCGCCAGAGUCCUGUCAGCAAUGCUCAUCCUUAGCUCAGUUACGAAUGUAACUUUUGUUUUCCCUCACUGUGGGGUUUUUCUUUUCAUAACAAUUAGCCAAAUUGCUGAAUCUUCAAAUAAAUUUUAUCAGGUUCGAUUCCCCGAUUCGGAGAUUUUUUGUUUUUGUUUUGCAAAAAACUGUCAUAGCAACGGCGAGAAAGUUAGGUCUCUGAGUCCGAGGUCGCAGACCGAAAGCCUGUAUUCAUUAUAUGAGGAAUAAGUGGAUCCCUGGACUGUUGUUAUAAUCUUUCUGUGUUCGCGUAUAGCAACAAGUUUUGGGUGACACACUCCCCUACACUUUUACACCUGGCCCAUCGCAUCUCAACAUAGCAGACAGUCCCUCCCGCCAGUUGACUUCCCAAUUAGAAUGAAGCAUCGCGCCAAACUUCUUCGGCUGUUGAAUCAGUUGUGAGGUCCCCACACAAUAGACUUAUUUGCGACGGAAGCGAAUCGGCAGGUUCCAGCAUAUGCAUCUUGGAGUUGGAGA